GUAAACGGUGUACUUUCUUCCCCUUCUCGGAGAUUGCGAGGACGCAGUGUUGGGGGAGAGAGUCGAGAGAGGCGAUGUUCGGUGCUCUGAAAUUGCAGUUCUCGAACCCUCCAAUAAGCACAAACUACAAAAGGCGCAGCUUUUCCGUUGCCAUUGAGCCGCGUCACCUUCACGAUCUCAAGAAACCAGUCCGACAAUUUGCGUCUCUGUCGACACAAGUAGAGUACAAUGCAACUGCCGCGUCUGCUCCGUCGAUCUCCUCGCAGUACACAUCUACUGUCGGAUCUCCUUCGGCGUCCUCACUUCAGCUUACCCAAUGGAAUUUUAACCACCGUCACAUGCUCAUGCUUCAAGCCGUUGCUUGCGCGGCUGCGGUUUCGGCAACCUGGCUGUUUUUCUCUGCUAUACCGACUCUUCUGGCUUUUAAGAGAGCAGCGGAAUCCCUAGAAAAGCUCAUGGAUGUCACGAGGGAAGAGCUUCCUGACACAAUGGCUGCUGUUCGGUUAUCUGGGAUGGAGAUCAGUGACCUAACAAUGGAGCUCAGUGAUUUGGGCCAGGAGAUUACCCAAGGUGUUAAAAGCUCCACUCGAGCUGUGCGCUUAGCUGAGGAAAGAUUGCGCCGGCUGACAAACAUGGCCCCAUCAGCUUCGUUGCAGGAGGUAGCCAGCCCCAAAACUGAGGACACAGUGCCAGUGUUGGCUAGAACUGCAAGGGGCGUUAGGGAGGGGAUUGUGAAGGGUCGUGCCAUUCUGCAAAUGUUUUUCACCCUCACCCGGUUUUCUAGGUUGGCCCUCAACUAUUUCACUAAUAGAGCUAAGCGGUAGGUGCUAGGAUAUGUGAGCUUAACAGUGAGAACCAUCAAAAUAUGUCUUUUGUACAUAUCUUUUGUUUUAAUUUCUUCUACCCGUUUUCAGUAAAUGUUGUUGUUGAGAUUUUACCUUUCAGGGUGCUAGGCCAUGGACCUAGGAGGUCAAGGCGAUAAAUGUAGUUGUCACGUUGCUUUAUCUUCUGCUUUUAGUUGCAGAAGGUUUCUUGUAGCCUUUGUCAAUCCAUGUACCUCGACAUUUUAAGCUUUCUAUGAACUUUUUACGCACAAGUAUAAGCUUGUGGUC
Messenger RNA from Carya illinoinensis, 1112 nucleotides. RefSeq lists its product as uncharacterized. The record is from RefSeq and is a predicted model, not a curated record. The transcript is spliced from 5 exons. The coding region runs from base 75 to 824 and encodes 249 amino acids. Lineage: Eukaryota; Viridiplantae; Streptophyta; Magnoliopsida; Fagales; Juglandaceae.